Molecule: messenger RNA, 4401 nt
Organism: Betta splendens (Siamese fighting fish)
Lineage: Eukaryota; Metazoa; Chordata; Actinopteri; Anabantiformes; Osphronemidae
Gene: uspl1
Product: ubiquitin specific peptidase like 1
Exons: 9
Coding region: 350-3724 (1124 amino acids)
Biological process (GO): protein desumoylation; Cajal body organization
Cellular component (GO): Cajal body
Molecular function (GO): SUMO binding
Source: RefSeq, a predicted model, not a curated record
UAUAAAUAAUGACUUAACACAGGCUGCUGCAGUUGUCUUCAACUACCACUUGAGGUCCUGCGGAACCAUUGUGUGUCUCAGAGAGGGGGAAGACAAAGGCCGUUGCACAGACUGAGGGCGGAAAACGAACGUUUCAUUCGCGAAGUGUAGACAAGGAUGCACAUGGGCUCAUUCUGCCGGCGCAGAUUAACAAACACGGGUCUGAUUAGAUGGUUUUUGAUGCUCAGUCUUGCGAAAUAACUUAUUAUUUAAGUUUGACUUCGGUACGUAUGACACUAAUUUACUUAAACGACGAAAGCAAUUUUGCAGCGACUAAAGCUCCUUCAGACGUGUACCAGGUUGCAGUGACAUGGUAAUAUUGUGUGAAUGGCCCUGGACAGCUGUGGAUCAGAAGAGCAGCAGUGGUUUGCCAAUGACUGGUGAAGACAAUGGUUUGGGGUCUUUGGCCUCACCUCAGGCGGGGUAUUUGGGAAAAGUUCAGGAAAGAUGUUUUUCACUGGAAAUUUGUCCUUGGUGUACUUCAAAAGGCUUAAAUUAUGCUUUACGCUCUUACCGCAUCAAUCUCCAGGAGUCGAUCACCCUCUGCACAAACCCAGAGUGCCUCUUUCCUCUUGUCAGCCGGUCCUUGGAACAUGUUUUGGGUAGUUUAAAUCAUGUGGAGUCUACUGGUAACAAAAGAAAAAAGCCUCUUGCACUGGAAAAGGAGGAGUUGCUUGAACCCUCAGUCAAACGGUUGCGAUCAGAUGAACUUGACAGUUUGGGGGCCCAAAGUGUUGCUGACACAGUGAAUCACAGUGCACCACAUUGUGCUGUAAAGACAGUCGAUAAUACCUGUCCGUCUGAGAAGGAUGAAGCAAAAGCAAAUGGACAGCUCCUGAAUUUUGUUUGUCUGGCUGCAACAACAACAGGAGUGGAAUCAUCGCAAGAUGGUGACGCUGCAGAACCAGAAAGUCGUGCUUGCACUGAAGAUUUUCCUCCUCCAGCACACUCGGCCUUUGCUGAACAUCUGCAGAGCUCAUCAAAAAGCUUGCUGAACACUGAUUUGGACCAGCUCGUGUUUUCCCCUCAUUGUGCGACUUUUGAUACAUUAGAGGCAGAGGAUGACUCCAGACAGGUAAAGAGUCAUUCAGAAGUGUUAAACAGCCUGAGCAGCCUAACCUCAAAUCAGUCUGGACAGGCCGCAUGGACAGAAUCGCUGCCUGCUGAUUUCACAGCGUUGAAGGACACAUCACCUCACAUCACCUCAGAAAUCAAGGAUUUGCCAAGGAAAAUUUUAACACAGUCAGAAGAGCUUGUGUCUGUCCCACAUCAGAUUUUCUGGUGCAACAGCAACAACCUGUGCUGGCUGGACUCACUGCUCAUAGCUUUGGUAAACUGUAAGAACCUAAAGUCUAAACCUAAAGAUGAGCCUCAGCAGUCAUCUGUCUGGCAGCUGAUCACAAGAUAUGAAGACAUCUAUGCAGCCAUUCGAGCCAAUCAACAGACUGGCAGAGAUGGCGUCCCGAAGGUGCCGAAGUGCGUGCUGCAAAAGGCCAAUGCAGACCUACACAAUCUCAGAAGGUCCAUCUUCAAGCUACUGGAGUCUAAGCUGCAUUGCAAACUAGGUCAGAGGGAAACUCCUGUGUUUGCCAUUCCGCUUCUACUGAAGAUGGAUUCCUGGGCGGAGCCUCUCUUCCAGUCUACCUUUCACUGGGAGUUCAAGUGCAGUGAAUGCAACACAGCCACAAAAGAAAGGGUUGUGAAAACUCUUCCCACUUUCACAAGUGUUGUUCCUGAGUGGCACCCACUUCAUGCAGUUCAUCUGGCCCCAUGCAACGCGUGCUGCAAAAAGAACCAAAGGAGGACCAUGAUCCUAGAGAAAGUGCCUCCCGUGUUUGUGCUUCACUUUGUCGAGGGGCUUCCCGACAACGACGUCAAAAUCUACACCUUCGGCUUCAAAGGGAGACGCUACUCAAUCACCACUGUCAUACAGUACAAGCACGACCUCAAGCACUUUGUUACCUGGGUUUCUAAUUCUGACGGGUCAUGGUUAGAAUAUGAUGAUCUGAAACACCCAGACUGUAAGACCCAUCAGAAACUACCAGUUCCUGCCAAGGAAAUGCAUGUUGUCUUCUGGGAGGUGGAGCCUCGUGCCUGUUCUCCCUCAAGCACAUGUGCUAACUCUCCUCCAUCUAAACUGCAGAUAAGGCCCAGUCCCUGUGAGGCUGACGUGGAGGCAGAUGAACUGUUAACGUGCUGCCCAGAUCAGUCUGUUGCCAUGUCUCACAAUGUGUCUGUUUCUGACAUUGUCUGUGCAUUGACGGUCUCUGAUGACAACAGCAACAUCAUGGACGCUACAGUUACAGCCGGAGUUGAUGUGUCAAUAGGUUCCACAACAUUACUCGACACCUUUGAGGGUCUUAGCCAUGACGAUAUCAUUACACUCACUCUAAUAAGUGACAGCAAGGGAACUCAAGAUUUAAUCAUCCCCAAUAAGAAUGAAAUACUUCCAGCGCCAGAUAGCUCCUCUACUGAAAUAGGCCAUGAAAUGAGUCAAGGACCCCAUGUUGAGUCUGCCACCAUCUCCAACUCUUCUGACCCUGAAUCUGUGGACAACUCAUCUAGUGACCCAACGUUUGUGCCUCGUGCCACGAGAGGACGAAGGAGAGGCAAAGCUGCUAGUAAACCAAAAAAUAAAAGGGCAGCCUUGUCAAAAACAGCUCCACCUGCACCUUCUGACUCUUCCAGUGUGAUCUGUAGCGAACCUGAUGCUGCUAUUCAGCACAGCAUGCCACCUGUUGAACCAACAAAGCCAGCAUCCCCUGUGUCUUCAACCGAAGCCGUGCCCCAGUCCACCAGUCACAUUAGUCCCGCAAAAGAAAAAGGACCGGAUCAAAACGCCCGCUGGUCCUUCCUAUUAAGCAAACACCCAAUGAAGCAAUUUCACAAGUCUUCUGAUCCCACCCACACAACCGGCGCAUCCACACAAAUCAAUCUCACUUCCCCGGGUCUCUCUUCAUCCACCCUAAUGCACAAACAGCAGACUUCUGGAAGACUCUUUCCUAAACCGAAGCUCAGGAUGGAGGAGAGCGCGGGGGUGAUGCCGAAAGCUGCAGAAAUGUACGUUGCAUUCGGUGCAAAGAGCUCAACCCCACAAAGCUCAAUCCCAUCUGCUUUCAGUCCAACGGCCAUGCAGCCAGUCACACCUCACCCUCAGAAAUCACUAGUGAGCACAGCGUUCUCCAGCUCAACCGUCACAGCACCUCUGCAAACCUCAAAGGUUCCUCCAGGUCUCAAUAAGACUGAAGCUGUCAGAAAGAAGCUGCUGAAGAUGCUAAAGGCUAAGAAGAAGGCGCUGGCUAAACUCGACAGAAUGCUGGUUCAUACGAAGGAAACCAGCCUUCAGCCGGACAGCACCAACCUCAGCUCCCCUGUCACAGUCACCUCCAGCACCUACGAUGGCUCCACCUGCGACGACUUCCUCUCACACCUACUCUCACCAGCAACAACAGCCAGCAACCUGUCACCAGACAGCAGCGGCCUCCAAGAAAUACUCGCCGGUGGGCAAGCGGUCCUGGAACAGUCGGCCUUCGGCGUCAGCGCUCCUGUGGCAGGGUCACAGACAGACACCUUUGUGAACGGGCCAAGUUAUGAGUUCCUGGACGAGUUUUUCUCGCAGGCUGUCACACAGACACCGACCGAGAUGGAAAGCGAGGCACUUAGUGCAUUGGAUAUGUUUAUUUAAGCACUGCAGGUUUUGUGUACAACCACACAACAUUAACAUUUACGUUACAUUAACGUUGCACCACUCGAGUUAUUUGUCUGACCUGUUAAUGUUCGACAUUAAUCAGUCCUUUACCACAUUGUUUCAUAUUUCACCUUGUUAAUUUGCCUUCAUUCGCUAAUAAAAAGCUAAUUGGUGUGAACAAGGUUCAUGAGCUCAGAUGUUUCAAAAGCAAUGAAACACGGUUUACAUUUAUGUAAUGUUGUGCAAAGUACAUGCAAGACACAUUUAUUUAAACAAUAGCCAUUAAACCAUAAAGUACAAUUGAUACUCUGUUUUUUUUAGCCUAUGGGAAAAUAAGCGAGUAGCUGGAGUCAAUGAAAGCCAUACGACUGUUCAAAACAGCUGUAGAUCAGUUAGUGUAAAUUAUGCAAAGGGUAAAAUUCUUUUUAAAAUUGUAAUUAACUUUUUUUUGUUUUUAACUAGUAACUUUUUUUACUGCAGUGAGUGAAAUAAAUCUUGUCAUACUCAUGAAGCAAUUAUAUCACAGCUCAGUGGUUUAAUGAAGGUUUUUGUUAACAUUGAUAGAGGCAAUGAUGUAGAAUCAUGUUUGGCACUUUGUUUAUUGGCAUGUGAGCCAAUGGCUUUUUCUUUCUUAUAUUGAUUUUGUCAUGUAUUAAAGUCUUUAUUGACUCAAA